AUUUUUUAUUUUGACACUUGUAAGAUAAUCUUUUUGUGCUCCAACACGCAAGAAAUUUUUGCGAGUCUUAAAUUUUUUUGGUGUAAAAUUUAAUACGUAAAAUAAAACGAUUCCAUCAUGAAAAUCAUCUACAAUACUUUGUUCAAAAGAACUUCCACCUAUGCUGUAGCUAUUAUGGGCUCAGUAUUCUUCUUUGAACGCGCAUUUGAUGUUCUUUCCGAGCAAGUAUUCUUGUCUGCCAACAAAGGCAAACUCUGGAAUGACAUCAAACACAAAUACGAAUAAAUUUAGUUAAUUAUUGUAUUAAGUUUAAUAAAAUGUGCAAAAAAUUAAAAAUACACCAGAAAUAAAUUUCGAAACAAAUUUAUUAAAACAAAAA
This is a messenger RNA of Calliphora vicina (urban bluebottle blowfly), 379 nucleotides long. RefSeq names its product oxen (gene ox). Gene Ontology annotation, biological process: mitochondrial electron transport, ubiquinol to cytochrome c. The record is from RefSeq and is a predicted model, not a curated record. The transcript has 2 exons. The coding region runs from base 118 to 285 and encodes 55 amino acids. Lineage: Eukaryota; Metazoa; Arthropoda; Insecta; Diptera; Calliphoridae.